UUCCGUAUUUACUACUUUGCGUAAUAGGCAACGGGCGUUGCUUUGGUUUCUGCCGAAAGAUCGCCUUUGCGACUAGAUUUCGGAUACUGUAACACAACACAGCGAAGAUGAGCAAGCAUCCCACACAAGCGCCACCUAGUUAUGACCAAGCCAACUAUGGCUACAGUGAACAUCCAAACACAGGUAUUGGAUUUGCUCCGGUUGAGAUGGGUCAAGGCCAGUAUAACACCGCCUACAGCCAGGGACCAAAUGCCUCCGCAUCGUACCUUACCCGCCACCACCCCAGCCAGCCUUUGUGAGACCGCCGCCUCCAAAUGGAGCCCAAACCUGAAGAAGAUAACACUUUCAGUGAUACAGUUAUGGCAGGCUUUUCAGAUAAAGCUGUUCGGAAGAUCUUUUAUCAAGAAGGUGUAUCUUAUCCUGAUGGCACAGUUGCUGGUCACCCUGGCCUUCAUCUGCCUCUUCAUAUUUGCGGAUCAGAUCAGAGACUGGGUGCAGACUGAUGGCUUCUGGUUUUACUAUGUGUCCUACGGAACAUUUCUGGUGACAUACAUUGUACUGAUUUGCAUUCCAUCUGUCAGGCGUGAUACUCCUGGAAACUACAUCUGUCUUGCUGUAUUUACAUUGGCCUUCUCCUACAUGGUGGCAACAAUAUCGUGUUAUUAUACCACAAACAUUGUCCUGAUCAUGAUCGGUAUCACAGCUCUUGUCUGUCUGUCCAUCUCGCUGUUUGCCAUACAAACAAAGAUUGACUUCACCAUGUGCAGCGGCCUGCUGUUUGUUCUGGUGAUGGUGUUGUUUUUCUUCGGCUGGUCGUGUCUCAUCGUCUUCUACACAGUUGGCUACAGCAGGAUCUUGGACUGUGUCUAUGGAGCUCUUGCAGCCCUUGUCUUUGGCCUGUUUUUGAUCUACGACACCCAGAUGAUAGUCGGCGGCAGGAAGCACGAACUUUCCCCAGAGGAGUACAUCUAUGGCGCUCUGCAACUCUACUUGGACGUCGUCUACCUCUUCCUCAUCCUCCUCUCCCUCUUCGGCAAGAGCAACUAGGACAUCUGAUUCUUCAUCAGAACGCCAUGCCACUUGCCCUACUGACAAGUCAAUAUUCCGUGUCCAGUACAUCUGACACAAUUGUUAGUUCCAACAUUCAGCCACAAUAUGAAAAUAAUCAAUCCACGUUGCUACCAAAAUGCUUGAUUUGUGGUCAGCUGUGAAAUUAACAUUGAUUUCUCUUGAAUCUUCAAGUGAUUACCAUCAUCAACGAUAUGGUAGGUGGUAUAAAAUGUUAUGAUUUUAACUGAUAAUUGUUGAAACUUCUCCCAUGGCCUGCAUUGUAGCACACAAAUAAUUACACCAAUUGUACAUAACUCAUCCUUGCUGAACGAAGCUAGCCAGAUACUAAUGCUAUGUCAGCCAUGGAUGCAAUACCAUCACUGGCAAUAUUUCUCAGGCAGCUUCCUCAGCAAGAUGCAACAGAGUCCCUGAUUACUUAAUUUGUACGAUGAAUACACGAUGCCAUUUUGAAGCGGCCGAUGAAGCAUCUGCUAUGUAUCGGAUUACACUUCUCCAGUAGAGUACAGAUUCUAGUAUCUUCAUUUGGUUGGGUCAAACUGAGAUUCGGACACACAAUCAGCAUCAAGCUGCUGUUUAUAAUUAGAAACAGCAUGUAUGAGUGAGUGAUUUAACAUUUAAAAUCACAUCAGCAUUAUUUCAGCCAUAUCGGGACUACACAAGUUAUCUAUUAAUAAAGGCCAACUUUAUAAAUAAAUACCUGUCAAUUAAAGACUAUAAGAUCAUUAGAUUUCACCGAAUUUCUCUUAAAACUAGUACAUAACUGUAAAAAUAUAUUACUAUAAACAACAAUUCAAUGUAAAAACAGGCUAUAGAUCGCCAGCAACUGAAGGUAGAUCACCGUGCUAGAGACCAUGGGGACUUACAAUGCUUUUGCUACCUGCAUGGACUCUAUCUGGAUUUAUGCUAUCCCUUCAGCUGUUAGCCAUUUAUCUAAAACUGACAUAUAUACUGCGAUUAUAUAUGGUAUGCAUAACUAUUCUUUGAAUGAUGUGGGUUUGCAUACCCUCUCAGGGAGAAGCAGCAUGGAUUUGUUGCUGGUAUUGAAAGAAAAGAAAAAGUGGACUGUGUGAAGUUUGUUAUAUAAAAUCAUUCUCUCCAAAAUUCACAUAAGAAAAACAAUUUGUAUUCCCCACCCUACAGCCAAACUGAAAAAAUAUCUCUGUGUUUGUUUACGUUAAACAUUAAGGACUCUACUUACGUGCAUCUAUUGGUGGAUGUGGCUCAAAUUAUGUCCUUAUUUCUGUCUGUAGCCUAUUGGCUAAAGGUGUUGAGUGUUCUGUGUGAACCAACAAUGGGAUGAGUUUUUGAUUUGUUAAGGUGUUAGAAUAGACAGUGUUUUUGAUAAAAAGUCCAGUGUCAUUGGGAAUUGAUAUUGUGCACAGUUGGAAAUAAAUUGUUGUUUUUGCUCAGGCCAUUCAUAUUUUGUAAAUGUUUCUCAUCUCCAAGUUCGACCAUUAAUAGAGUGGAUGGAAGAAAAAAUAUAAGAUAAGACAGUGGAAAUAAUGUUUUUCACUAAUUGUGUUCUGAUUUUAUGGCAUAUAAUUUAGAUCACUUUGUUACAGCCUUUAAAAUAAUUUGUGAUGAAGACCAAUGCUUAGGUAAGAAUUUAUAAAUAAAUGUAGAUGAAGAAAGAUGAACCUGGCCUUGAUUUUGAUGAGUGUGCAAAGGAAGAGUAUGGCAUAUAUAUUUUUUUUAAUCAUGGUAUAAAUUUCCUUAACGGCAGGGAAAGCUGAGAUAGAAACUAAUCUUAAUCUGGAAAUGUUCUGAUGUAGAUUUGAUGCCAUAGCCGUGGAUGUCCACGAUGAAAUAGCACAAGUCCUUCUGGUGCGAUACAACCAUGACAUACAUCGGAGACAACCUUGAUGAUGGCUCUGACUUGUAUCUUACAGUGUGGUCAAGAUUGGAGUCAUUGCAUUACUCAGUAUUAGAUUCCAUUGCAGAAGUUCAGGAGACAGUUCAGUGAUUGAGGUUUGAGUUGAGAUGCUGUCUUUGUCCGUCUUUUCUGAAACAUUUCACAUACACUAAUGUAUGUAUUUAUUUCUAAAAGUCUUCAUUGAAAAUUGCAUGUGCCAAAAACAUAGCUCCCUUGUUAUAUGUUCAGUGAAUGAUACAACUUCUGUAUUACUGGUUAACGUUAUAUUGACAGAAGAAAAACUUGUUGAGUUGGUUUCAUUGUGACAAUAAAAGGAUUUUAUGACAAUAGAAGGAUUCAUCACAUGAAACUAGAUGACAAUUUGUUAUGACAAUAGAAGGGUUCUCUUUAUCACAUGAAACUUGAUGACAAUUUGUUAUGACAAUAGAAGGGUUCUCUUCAUCACAUGAAACU
Haliotis rubra (blacklip abalone) is the source of this 3397-nucleotide messenger RNA. RefSeq names its product protein lifeguard 2-like. The coding region runs from base 142 to 1047 and encodes 301 amino acids. Gene Ontology annotation, biological process: negative regulation of apoptotic signaling pathway. The record is from RefSeq and is a predicted model, not a curated record. NCBI's taxonomy places the organism in Eukaryota, Metazoa, Mollusca, Gastropoda, Lepetellida, Haliotidae. The transcript has 12 exons. Gene Ontology annotation, cellular component: membrane; endoplasmic reticulum; Golgi apparatus.